This is a messenger RNA of Salvia miltiorrhiza (redroot sage), 1151 nucleotides long. RefSeq lists its product as uncharacterized. The transcript is spliced from 4 exons. The record is from RefSeq and is a predicted model, not a curated record. Lineage: Eukaryota; Viridiplantae; Streptophyta; Magnoliopsida; Lamiales; Lamiaceae. The coding region runs from base 157 to 909 and encodes 250 amino acids.
AGGAUUUUACGACCAACCAAUAAAAUCCGGCGUUACACAUCACAUACUUUUCAAGCAUACAUAGAGGUCACCGGCACCUCAUGGAAGGCGCUUACUGAAGACACGAUUGAAGUUUACUUCAAUCGGUUUGUUAAUGCAUUUGAGUGGGACCCUUCUAUGUAUUCAAGAGAAGUUAUCCGCACUGCAUGGAUCAAGAUGGCUAGAAUUGCUUACAAGGACUUUGUGAGCGCGACAAAGAAGCUCGUCUUAAUUGAAAAGAAGACGCCAGCAUAUCUGAAGGAACAUGUUGAAACGGCUUGGAAAGCCUAUUGGGAUCUACCUGAAGUGAAGCGCAUAUCCGAGCAGGCGAGCAAGAACCGGCGCUCUGAACCUUGUGGUCCCGGUAUAGGAAUCGCCAUACAUCAUGGCGGCUCGCGUAGUGCCAUUGACCACGCCGAGCAUCUGGCUCGGGAAAAGAAUAUCCCGGUUGGCUGUGCUGCGUAUGAUACAUUUCUACGCAUACACCGGAAGGGAGGAGUAUACACGGGCAUACGUUCCGAGGCACACGCGGUGGAGAUUGAGAGUCGCAUUCAAGAUAUUCAAGCCACUCAGGGUAGGGAUUCGACACCAGAAGAGGUAGACGCCAUCUUUAAGGAGGUGGUGAAGAGGGACACGAAAGGCCGUGUGCUCGGGAUGGGAAUGAUGACACAGAUGGUGUCUAGUGGAUCUAGUACUCAGUCCACUAGCACGUCUCAGACUGCCCCUACUGCUUCUCUUGAGGAGGUCGAGGCGCUAAGAGUUGAAGUGAAUGCUCAGGCUACUAGAGGGAACGACCUCGAGGCACGUCUGCUGGAGCAAGAUGGCACCAUUAAUGAUCUCAAGAGUAUGGUGGCGGAGUUGAUGGCAAAUAUGAAGAAGGGUCAUAAUUGAUACUUUUUAUGAAGUUUGAAUUUAUGUUGUGUUGAGUUUGGAUUUAUGUAGUAACUAUGGAGUUAGAACUUAUGAUACUUGAUAUUUAGCUUAAUUUAGGUAUGUUGAAUUUGGAUGUUUAGUAAGUAUGUUUGACUUUGGAUGUUUAGUAAGUAUGUUUGAAUUUGGAUGUCUAGUAAAUAUGUUUGAAUUUGGAUGUUUAUUAUAAGUAUAUUUGAAUUUGAAUAUUUUAUAUUGAUUUU